Molecule: messenger RNA, 5255 nt
Organism: Salmo salar (Atlantic salmon)
Lineage: Eukaryota; Metazoa; Chordata; Actinopteri; Salmoniformes; Salmonidae
Product: XK-related protein 5
Cellular component (GO): membrane
Source: RefSeq, a predicted model, not a curated record
ACGUCAAAUAUUUUUGACGGGAGCCAGCCUGGAGGACGAGUACUGGUAGGUAACGGAUCCACCAAGGGAGAAGGAUGACAAUAGUAAUGUCCCCGGCUGGUUCCCGCGGCGCCCAAGUCUCCGUAUCAUGAUAAACACUGGGCCUGUCGCCCAUAUGAUGCCCGUGGCGGCUCGGAGUGGGUCCUGGAUUGCGUGGUGCCAGGCUAUCCUUUUUGGUGUGUCGGGGUUGGUGAUAUUGGCUGAAAGAACCGCGCUGAUCUAUUGUGUAGGAUUCUACCUAUGGAAUGAAGAAACGCAGUGGGCUGGGAUGACCCUCGCCUUCCUGUUGCCGGGGAUACUGGUCCAGGUGUUGAGUCUGAGGUGGUACUGUGACGACGGGGAAGACCACUAUUGGUUCCUGACCGUCACACAUGUGUUGCAACUGGGCAUCUUCCAAAGGUUGUGGGACUGCAUGAUGUCCGUAUGGGACAUGCAGGGUACUGCGGGGGAGCUCGGGGCGGCUGUGAUGCAGCAGGCCGAUGUGUCUGCCCUCCGCCUUUUGGAGGCCCUGGUCCUCACCCUCCCUCAGACACUGCUGCAGACCUACGUCUUAGCUGUCACUGACGUGGAACUCCACUCCCCGGUAGCGGUGUGCGCAGGCCUGUGCCUGCUGUCACUGUCCUGGGCGCUGGUGCUGUUCAGCCGGGCGUGCUGCCUGAUCCGCCCGGGCCACCUGGCCAUGCCCCCGGCCGCCCUGCUGUGCCAGCUGCUGUGGAGGGCGGGCAUGCUGGGCGCCCGCGUGGCAAGCCUCAUGUCCUUCGCCCGCUACUUCCACUGGUGGACCUGCGGAGUGGCAGGCUUCCACUGGCUCACGGCGUCCUUCUGGCUGGUCGCCCAGCAACCGGAAAUCUGUACCGGACCCUGGCGCUGGCGCCUAUUCAACGUCGCGCUGGGAUUGGUCCACAUCUUCCUCUUCCUCAACGUCAAAGACGGACCCUCGCGCUUUCGCAUGGCCGGCUUCUACGUGGCCAUGCUACUGGAGAACACCACCCUACUAGUGGCAGCGUCCGACUUCCUCAGUGAGAAAUCAUGGGAUAGCAUGAUCCUCCCCAUCGCUGUGCUGAGCAGCUUCCUGCUUGGUGCCACCUCUCUAGUCCUGUACUACCGCUUCCUCCACCCCAAGUCCACCGAGAUCGCCACAGGCCAUGGCCUCGGCCACCGCAACCACCACAUGGGCUCCACCUGCCUGGAGGGCCUAGAGCAGGGCGACUCUUCCUACUCCCUGGGGGGUGGGGGAGGUGACAAGAGCCUCCCCCAGGCCGCACCCUCCUCCCUGCACAAUCACGGCAGCUUCUCCCUCUCUGGCGUGGCCGGCUCCCUCCUGGAGCAUCCUGGGAGUUGCGGUCCCAGGCUGGGUAACUCGUGCCUCUGCCGCCACCACCACUGGCUCCUGAUUCGCUUGGCACUAAAAACGAGUGACUUAGGAAAGAUCAACCGGGCCUAUGGUGCCGGCGGUGUGGUGGCCAACUUGGACGAGGACGAUUACUGUUGUAACUCGGAGGCCACGGGUACAGGUGGCGGCAGGACUACCACGGCGUGUGGGGGCAACUACGACGGGGUCUCGGUGUCCGAAUCGCAGGGGACGAAGCGGGGCCUAGCACCCCUCUCGGACUGCAAGGAGGAGUUCCAGAGCGCCAGCGAUGAGCCCACAUCCGCCGAGACGCCUGGCGAGGAGGAGAGCGAGGACAGCCUGGCGGACAUGCAGAGCCCACUGGAGUCGCCGGUGUCUGACUCCUUAAAGCGCAGCUCGCCCGAGGGCAAAUCGGUGUUCGGGGACAGCCCCGAGCCCUACUGCUGCCCCAGCACCACCCUGUCCAGCUCCACACUGUACUUCAGUGCCGACCCCCAGUCCCCCAGCAGAACCAGCAACCCACGCCUGGACCGGGCCAGCCCCCCCAUGGGCAUGGCAGGCCUCAGCUCCAUCCCCAGCGACCCCGCCCUGCACAGGGACGUCAGGGGACUGCAGAUGGGGCCUCGCUACACCUCCACACCCAAACUGGACUCUGGGGUGCAGGGGGACGCACCGCCCAGCAUCCCUCAUCUGAGUGGUCCCAGGAGGCAGCUGAUACUGUCACGCCGAGACGAGAACGAUGGAUUUUAAGAACAAGGGAGGGCAAAAGAGAGGGAGGAGAUAAAAAGAGAUGGUGGAAAGAGAUUGAAAAGUCAAUGGAGAGGAAGCAUAAUCAAACACAAGCCCAGCUCAAAGCUAGCUAAUUUAGAAGCACAAGUAUCUUAAGUAAUAUACAUUUCCUAUAAAGCUGUCCGUUACCAUUUCUUGCUGAUUGUUCCGAGUACCAAGUAAUUUCUAUUGAGGAUUUCCUAUUCCGCCGAGUACCGGUACUUACUUUUUAUAACAAUAACUUUAACCCAGUUCAAUCACCGCUACCUCCUAAUCAACCAAAUAUAAUACAAUAAACAAAUAAUACCACAUAAAAACCUAUUUAAAUGCUUCUAAAAAUAAUACUAGAAAUGGUGACAUGAUCUCGGCUAAAGUGAAGAUACCCGCUGCAAUAUGUCAGCUUAGUAUCUGAACUUUGUUUUGGCUGGCAUUUACAGAUACUGUAUCGGCCAGAUACUGAGUACCAUCAUCGAUAGUAUCAGUGCACCUCUAAUUUCCUGUUGUGUUUUUGUUAUUCCUUUGAAAAGAUACUCACUCCCCAUACCCCCAAAAUUAACAUAAUGAACAGGACAAGGGUUCACUGGGAACCAAUUGUAAGCAAACGACCGAAACGGGGAAGGACUAAACUGAACUUGUCCGUUGCAAAAUGUUUAGCUACGGUGUGCUGUGCACUAAUGACUACACCCCAGGUGAACUUAUACACUCAUUUGCUGACAUUGCUUAGGACAGACAGGGCUUCGUAGUCAACUCGACAAAACUGUUUGAUGGUGAAAUCAGACAGUUGUCUCACAUUUAUAUGACCCAUUUUGCCUUUUGCGAAGUUGUUCAUAUUAACAAACGUAUUUAUUGAGCUAAUUGAUGAAUAUUUUUAAGGUACAUUGUUGCAAAGAUAUAAAACAUUUUUUAUUCUUUGUCUUAAAGACAUGUUGAACAUGUUAAGUUUUUCCAAUUGAGAAACUCUAAAAUAUGUUGUAUUGUACUGUCUCAGGCGCGUGGUUGUGUUUUAAACAGUUUUCACACCUCAAAUGUGAAGGUAAAUGGAAGAAUAAGGGAUAUCCAAGACAUAUUUUGUGACAAUGUUUUGCUGUGAUCAUUUUUUCAUCUCUCUUAUAAGAGAUCAUUGUGUUGUUGAUUAAAUGCUCUAUAAAAGGACCCAGGGUAAGAUACAGUGUCUUCAGAAAGUAUACACACUCCUUGACUUUUUCCACAUUGUUGUUACAGCCUGAAUUUAAUAUUGAUUACAUUGAGAUUUUUUGGGUCACUGGUCUACUCACAGUACCACAUAAUGUCAAACGUGGAAUUAUGUUUUUAAAAUGUUUACAAAUUAUUUAAAAAUGAAAAGCAGAAAUGUCUUGAGUCAAUAAGUAUUCAACCCCUUUGUUUUUUAAUUUUUUUAUUUAACCUUUAUUUAACUAGGCAAGUCAGUUGAGAACACAUUCUUAUUUACAAUGACUGCCUACCCCGGCCAAACCCUCCCCUAACCCGGAUGACGCUCGGCUAAUUGUGCACUGCCCUAUGGGACUCCCGAUCACGGCCUGGUUGUGAUACAGCCGGGAUCAAACGAGGGUCUGUAGUGACGCCUCUAGCACUGCGUUGCAGUGCCUUAGACUGCUGCGCUGCUCGUUAUGGCAAGCUUAAAUAAGUUCAGGAGUAAAGAAAUUGCCUAACAAUCAUGGACUCACUCUGUGGGCAAAAUGUGUGUUUAACAGGAUUUUUUUAUGACUACCUCAUCUCUGUACCCCACACAUAUAAUUAUCUGUAAGGUCCCUCAGUCGAGCAGUGUAUUUGAAACAGAUUCAACCACAAAGACGAGGGAGGUUUUCCAAUGACUUGCAAAGGGCACCGAUUGGUAGAUCUUUUUUUUUUUAAAGCAGACAUUGAAUAUCUCUUUCAGCAUAGUGAAGUUAUUAAUUACACUUUGGAUGGUGUAUCAAUACACCCAAUCAGUACAAAGAUACAGGCGCCCUUCCUAACUCAGUUGCCGGAGAGGAAGAAAACCGCUCAGGGAUUUCACCAUGAGGCCAGUGGUGACUUUAAAACAGUUAGAGUUUAAUGGCUGUGAUAGGACAAAACUAAGCCUGGAUCAACAACAUUGCAGUUACUCCACAAUAAUAACCUAAUUGACAGAGUGAAUUAAAAAUAUUCCAAAACAUGCAUCAUGUUUGCAACAAGGCAUAAAAGUAAUACUGCACAAAAUGUGGCAAAGCAACUGAACUAUGUUUGGGGCAAGUCCAAUACAACACAUAAUUGAGUACCACUCGCCACAUUUUCAAGCAUAGUGGUGGCUGCAUCAUGUUAUGGGUAUGCUUGUAAUCGUUAAGGACUGGGGAGUUUUUCAAGGUAAGAAAGAAACGGAAUGGAGCUAAGAACAGGAAAAUUCCUAGAGGAAAACCUGGUUCAGUCUGCUUUUCACCAGACACUAGGAGAUGUAUUUACCUUUCAGCAAGACAAUAACCUAAAACACAAGGCCAAAUAUACACUGGAGUUGCUUACCAAGAAGACAGUGAAUAUCCCUGAGUGGCCGAGUUACAGUUUUGAUUUAAAUCUGCUUGCAAACUUAUGGCAAGACCUAAAAAUGAUUGUCGAGCAAUGAUCAACAACCAAUUCGACAGAAUUUGAAAAGAAUAAUGGGCAAAUGUUGCACAAUCCAGGAGUGGAAAACUGUGAAGAGACUUACCCAGAAAGACUCACCGCUGUUAUCGCUGCCAAAGGUGAUUCCAACAUGUACAGUAUUGACUCAGGGGGUUGAAUACUUAUCAAGAUAUAUUAGUGUUUUUAUUUUUCAUAAAGUUUUUACACGUUAACAUUUUUCUUCCACUUUCACAUUACAGAGUGUGUUGUGUAGAUUGUUGACAAAAAAUGUCAAUUACAUCCAUUUUAAUCCCACUUUGUAAGACAAUGUGGAUGAAGUCAAGGGGUGUGAAUACUUUCGGAAGGCACUGUACAUAGGCAACAUGUACAGAACACUGAAAUUAUGCUGGUUUUCAUACUUUUCCCCCUCUCAGGUGCUUGCCUAUUCAACAUUUUGUUACAUAGGUCAAGGCCACAGUUGAUGUAAUAACGAACAAGCAAUAAAGGUUAUAUUGGGUGGACUUGA